GAGCUGAGAUAAAGGCUGAAAGUACAUACUGUUGUACAACACAGUUGGUAACUAUAGUGAAAGAAAGCGCUCCAAGAUGUGACCAGACUACAGAGGCCAUUAAUGCAGUGACACUAUUGCCAGUGUACCCAUUGUCAUGCGCCAAGAAUUUGCCAUUUCCCCUUCAGUUCUAUUAAUACAGAGAGGAUGGCAUCAUUCAGUAUUUGUCAGAUUGUAACACAGGGGUGAAAGAUUUGCCAAGUGUCUUUGUUGAUGUUUGGGACUGGAUAACUGGAUAAUUUGGGAUAAAGGUUUAAUAGAAAAGAACCGUAUAAAAGAAGUGAGCAGCAGCUUUCUGUAGCGUUUCACAAGUUGGCUAAUCGGAUUUACUGUUGUUGUAUCAGCAUUGGGCAUUGAAAAUUUCCAAAACCUCCCGGGUGUUUUUCAAUUUUAAAAUUGUGUUUAAAGAUGCCCCGUCCUUUAUUUCAAAGAAAUGGUUGCUGGGACCCUCUUCAGGAAAAGACACAAAACCUUUUCACCCAAAACACCGACCUCCCUUGUUUCCUCGAACCAGAUGAGGUUAGCUGGAUCGAAUCGGCAAGGAAAAGACUGGGGAUUUCAACCUGCCCAGGAUCUAUGCGUUUACCUCUCUUCAGCUCUUUGUGCAUGGAGAUUCCACCUAAAUCAUAUACUGGAUCAGAAGGACGGGUUUCUGAAUCUGUGUGUGAACAAAUAAAAGGUCAACAAAACUGGAAAGUGUGUCUUGAUGUCAGUCCGUUUUCUCCAGAGGAGAUAAACAUCAAAACCAAGGAGGGAUAUUUGGAGAUAACCGGUAAUCAUGAGGAAAGGCAGGAAAAUCACAGGUUGAUCUCAAGAAGCUUUACAAGAAAAUACAAGCUUCCAGCUGACUUAGACCUGAAACAGAUCAACUCUAUGCUGUCUCCAGAUGGUAUACUCUCAGUUGAGGCCCCUUUGCAAGGCUCUAAUAUCAGUAUCCCUGGAGAGAUUAUCAUCCCUAUUCACAUGAUGGACAAACAGUUACCUGCAUAAUCAGAUGAACUGUGCCUAACUGGUAACAAGUAACGUACAGUUCUAGUUAAGGGUUAGGCAUAGCCCAUUUGAUUUAACAUUUAUGUGUUGAAAGUAAUGAAUGAGUUAACCUUUUGCUUUUGAUAGCUAACAUUAGAAGAGUUUGUAAAUAGUGGCUUUGCAUGAAAAUAUUUAUCUUGUAAUGAAUUAUUACCAAACAUGACUGAAGAUAUAAUAUGCCAAA
Molecule: messenger RNA, 1252 nt
Organism: Carassius gibelio (silver crucian carp)
Lineage: Eukaryota; Metazoa; Chordata; Actinopteri; Cypriniformes; Cyprinidae
Product: heat shock protein beta-1-like
Exons: 3
Coding region: 448-1029 (193 amino acids)
Biological process (GO): response to heat; protein refolding
Molecular function (GO): protein folding chaperone
Source: RefSeq, a predicted model, not a curated record